AUGUCUUCAUUCUUUUUCGCCCAUCCAACGGUGUUUCCUUUGUGCCUGCUCCUAAUUUUAUGCGUUGGCGUUCAGCUGACUGGUGGUUCUCCCGAGGAUGUGCCUUGCCGCUGCCACAACCGCGAAAUUCCGGAUGAAACGAGACUGAAGAUAGUUGAGUUUCACAACCAUGUUCGACUGCAACUUGCAAGCGGAGAGACUGAAAACAGAAGAGGGAAAUUGCCCUCUGCAAAAAACAUGCAUAAGCUUAUAUGGAGUUGUUACCUAGAGAUAGAAGCAGAGAUACUGAUGAAUUCAGGUCGACCGGAUCUGACUUAUAGAUGGAGAAGAAGUUACGGUUAUAACGCCAUUACAAAGUACAAUCCAAAGGAGAUGCCGGUAGACUACACGAGAGACUUGAAACCAGUGCUGGAAAGCUGGUGGGGAGAAGCAAAGAAGUACAAUCAGUACAAGAAUUACUUCAAUGACCUGUCAGUGAAGGACUUCGCUAACAUGGCAAGCGGUAAUAACACCGAAAUCGGUUGCACUUACAAAGUAUAUGAACUGUUCACGCAUUUCAUCUGCGUUUAUUACUUCGGUGCCAAACAAUACAAAAUGAUCUAUGAAUUGGGACCGGGACCCUGCAAUGAACACAAAAACUGCACUGCCUACAAGGAUGCUCUGUGCGCCAGAGAAGGUCUUUGCUUGAAAUCAUCGUGGAAUCACGUCUAA
Necator americanus (New World hookworm) is the source of this 711-nucleotide messenger RNA. RefSeq lists its product as uncharacterized. The transcript is spliced from 7 exons. The coding region runs from base 1 to 711 and encodes 236 amino acids. The record is from RefSeq and is a predicted model, not a curated record. Lineage: Eukaryota; Metazoa; Nematoda; Chromadorea; Rhabditida; Ancylostomatidae.